Ciona intestinalis (vase tunicate) is the source of this 1858-nucleotide messenger RNA. RefSeq names its product PRKCA-binding protein. Gene Ontology annotation, biological process: dendritic spine maintenance; positive regulation of receptor internalization; intracellular protein transport. Gene Ontology annotation, molecular function: protein domain specific binding; protein kinase C binding; phospholipid binding. Lineage: Eukaryota; Metazoa; Chordata; Ascidiacea; Phlebobranchia; Cionidae. Gene Ontology annotation, cellular component: postsynaptic density; postsynaptic early endosome; trans-Golgi network membrane. The record is from RefSeq and is a predicted model, not a curated record.
UUAGUAACUUAUAUUAUAACCUGUUUUCUGAUUAUAAAACAGCAAAGUACAAACAUGGAGGAUUGGGGUUUAGAAGAAGAUAAAAUGGGAAUGACGACCGUGUCUGGGACGGUUACUUUAACCAAAGAUGGCCAGAAUUUAAUCGGAAUUAGCAUUGGUGGUGGUGCACCAUUGUGCCCAUGUUUAUACGUUGUACAAGUGUUUGAUAAUACUCCAGCACAUAAGAAUGGAUCUCUUGCUGCUGGAGAUGAAAUUGUGUCGAUAAACAGCAAGUCUGUUAAAGGUUUGACUAAAGUACAACUGGCAAAAAUGAUUCAGUCGAUAAAAGGAGACGUGAAAAUGAAUUAUAACAAGCUGCAUGCUGAUCCAAAGCAAGGGAAGACUUUGGACAUUGUGCUGAAAAAGUUUAAGCACAGAUUGGUAGAACAGAUGGAUUCUGGCACUGCAGAUGCAUUGGGAUUGAGUCGGGCAAUUCUUUGCAAUGAUAUUCUAAUUAAGAGGCUUCAAGACCUGGAAAGAACCGGGAUGGUAUAUGUUGGGCUUAUGGAACAUGUAAAGAAGCUUUUAAAAGCAUAUUUUAACCUAUGCAAAACACAUCGUGAAUUUGGAGAUAUAUUCUCCAUUAUUGGCGUUCGUGAACCUCAUCCUAAUGGUGGGGAAGCUUUUUUAAAGUUCAGUAGUUCUCACCGAGAAUUUGAGAAGUCUGGCUUCACAUUGCUCAAGACAUUGAAGCCAAUGUUGAAUGAUCUUAAUACGUAUCUGAACAAGGCAAUUCCAGACACCAAGCUCACAAUUAAAAAGUACGCUGAUGUGAAAUUUGAAUACUUGUCAUUCUGUCUUAAAGUAAAGGAGCUUGAUGAUGAAGAAUAUAGCUAUGCUGCUCUACAGGAGCCAUUAUACAGAGUUGAAACUGGGAAUUACGAGUACCGACUGGUACUUCGAUGCCGCCAGCAAGCUCGGGCCCAGUUUGCCAAGCUCCGUAAAGAUGUUAUGGAAAAAUUAGAGCUGUUGGACAACAAGCAUGUACAAGAUAUUGUGUUUCAGUUGCAGAGGUUUGUCUCCGCUGUAUCACAGUACCAUGAGUCCUGCCAUGAAAGCAUGCAAAGUGCAGAUGUUUUUCCUAUUGAAGUUGACCUUGCCAACUCAACUUUCGAAUACGAUAAAAAAGACAAAUUUCAUGACCCAGAGUACGAGGAAGAGUUAGAAAACCAACUUCAUUAAUUGGAUUUUGUGUCAUUUAUGUUUGUGCCAUAAAUAUUUUAUAGCGCUGUUGUAUUUGUAACAUUUAAUGUAGAUGUACGUGACUACGCGUCGUGUGUGUAGUUAUUAUAAUACUUACUUUUUAGUUCUUCAAUAUUUUAGUGCAAUCAUUGAAAAUCUAGUGACAUACAAAUCAAAUUACCGACAGAAUCUUUUUCCCCUUAUGAAAUGCAGUGUAUGUUUGACAUAUCAAUAUUUGCACUUUGGCAGUAAUGUUUGUCCGUGCUAGUUUGUUCUGUUAUUGUUUUAUAUCAUUCCGAAUAUUUUUUAAGCUUAUCAUUCUGGCUGUUUGUAUGUAUAAAAACUUUAAAUAAAUACACUUAGUAAAGUUUUAACUGUACUUCCAAUAGUGUGUAGUGUCAAAACAGUUUUCUCUGUAUGUGUAGUGUAUUUUCUCUGUAUAAGCACCUUGAUGCUUAAGCUGUUAUUCUGUUAUACAUUAAUUGUUUAAUGUGAAAACAUGCAGUACAUGUUUAAAGAAUCAUGCAGUUUUAUUGUUAAAAUCUUAUUCUUUAUUGUAUGUAUAGAUUGUGAAACUAAUAACUAUUGUCUGUCCAUUGUGAUAUUAGUUGAUAUAUUUCAUGUGUAUGUUUAUACA